GCUUCGCUUUGUUACCGCAUCUCAAGGGUUGUGUCUCACUACAGCCAUGCGAUGGAUAUUUUAUGGCAAUAUCAGUUCAGAAUUAUUCUGCUAGGGGACUCAACUGUGGGGAAAUCGUCGUUGCUCAAGCGGUUCACGGACGGAAUUUACAGCGAUGUGGCGGAUCCGACGGUUGGUGUCGAUUUCUAUGCCCGGUCGCUGGAGAUUGAACCGGGGGUGAAAAUAAAAUUGCAGCUUUGGGAUACGGCUGGACAAGAGCGGUUUAGGUCAAUCACUACCUCCUACUACCGCAACUCCGUGGGUGGAUUACUGGUGUUCGACCUGACCAAUCGCAAGACCUUUGACCACGUGAAGGAGUGGCACCGAGAGGUCAGCGAGCACGUCCUGCCCCAUCACAUGGUCUACAUCCUGAUUGGCCACAAGAGCGACCUGGGCAAGGACCGCAAGGUGACCAGGGAGGAGGCGGAGGACCUGGCGGCCGUGCUGGGCGUGCGCUACGUGGAGACGUCGGCCAAGUGCAACAGCAACGUGGACCGGGCCUUUGAGCUGCUCACCCGUGACAUCUUCGAGCUGAUGAAGAUGGGCGAGAUCGACACGCGCGAGGGCUGGGACGGGGUCAAGAGCGGCCUGAGCGCCAAGGUGCUGUACCCCGCCGAGGAGGAGGCAGAGCGGGAGAAAAGCUGUAACUGCUGACUGACCUUUGACCUCUCACCUCUAACCCCGUGCCCACCAAGUCCCAUUUCUGCCGCUGUUCUCUUCAGUCCACCUCGGUGAGGUGCCAGGACUUGGCCAUUGUGACAUCAUCACCCUGGGCCCAUCUCAUGGACUAGCCAGUGCCAGUCUCAACCUUCAUUGAAGAAGCUGCGAUACUUACCCUGUAACAUCUCUCACACCUUGUUGUGAGCAAGCUUUCUGCACCUGUCUCCAUGCAAGAACACACUGCAGGUUUUAGGAAGCACCAGACUCUGCAUCUUUCCCCUUAGAGGAUCCACUCUUCUUCUUGGAACUGCACGUUCGUGGCCAUUUUGUCCCCUUGAGGCAUUGCACUUUGAAGCUGGUUGCCAUGGUCGUUGCGCUGCAGUUAUGUAUUUUGUUUCUUCCAGUUCCCUGGUGGGAUAUUCGGAACAGCAGUACCUUCUACCUGCAGAGAAAAGCAUCCUUAUAGGCAUAGAUCAGUUUCCCGCGAGGGGUGGGAAAAUUGCCAGACAGGACUGGCAGACGAGAUGUAAAAUAAACACCUCAUUUAACCCCCCUGCCCAACCACUACCAAAGUGGUGUACCAGCAACAUACGUGCCAAAAUGUUGUUUGCUUUAAAUCUCAUGCAAUCGUGGAAAAUGUAUCUUUGAGGAAUGAUUCCUAUACUGUACAGAUUUUUCUCAUGAAUUACCCAACUGUAAUGUGCUUGUCCUCUCAAAUGAUGCACUAAAAACAGCACAGUUCGUGCUGUCAUUCUCCGUAAAUCUGCAGCAGAAAUUUCCCUUAAACACCAGCCCUCCCAAAACCUUCUGAUGAAACAUUAACUAGACACAAAAAAGAUGUAAAUCACUCAAGUUGCAACAGUGUAUGCAGUGGGUAUUACAAUGAUUACUACAUACAGAAUACUGCAAUGAAAUUAUGAAUUGUGUAUAAUAUGUCAGUGCUAUUUACAAAUAUGCAGCUAUGGCAACAGGGUACAUAAAUGACUAGGAACUGAGUCGCAACUGAUUGACAAUUUGAUGUGUGAAAAAUAUCUGAUGUGAGUGCUAGGGAUAAAUAGAUGGUUAUUGAUUAUGGUUUGUGGUUUAUGUUACGAUUCUUUGUGGAACUAGGCCUUUAUUGUGCAUAGAAGCAGUGUUUCCACAAAAAAAAAGGUUUUGUGGAAUUUAUUUUUCAUCCAUUAGAUGGUUUCAAAGGUCGAGCGAGGCCACAUGGAGUAGUUUCUGGGCAGGGGAAUUGUGUGACUUAAUGAUUUAUUUUUUGUAUGGGUUAAUUUGUUUCUCAUAUUUGGAGUGGCUAAUUCCAAACACUACGUCUAUCCCAUGGCUGCAGAAUUCUCCACCCAUUUGGACGGAUGCAGACUUGUGGGUGGCUGUCCACUCUUGUGCUCUGCACUUCACUAACUAAUGGGGCGGUAGUUACUGCACUAGAGACUGGAGCAGGUGUCAUGGGCAAACUGCAGGCACCCGAUCAGCCAGAGGGGGCAGUGUUGAGCUGUCCCUCUAUUGGCUUUGCUAUGUCCUAUCACCCUUUUUUAUUUGUAUUCCACAUUGCCAGUUACUGAAAUAUAGGGCUUUUCAUAAGUGCCCACUCAGUCCCAGAGUCCUACAUUCAAAGGCCCACCCACUCUGUCAUUUCCUCUCCCAGGCUGCGAUUGGCUCUCAUGUCCCUCAGGGUGCUUUUAAGAGAGUCACUGGUGGAGAACAGAGACUAUUACUGGCACUAUUCCAGCGAACUCAAGUCCAGCCUGUUAAAGAAGAGUGUGUGAGCUACCUGUGUGUACAAGCCUGAGAAAAUUGGCUUUCAGUAUUCACAGAGGGGCUGAGCAGCAAAAUAAUGCCUCUUUCUCUGAAACUGUACAUGUACAGUGCAGUCCGUAAGUAUUUGGACAGUCGUACAAUUACUGUUCUUUUGGCUCUGUACUCCAGCACAUUGGUUUUUAAAUUAAACAAGGAAUAAUGAGACUGUCACGAUCUGUACUUCCAUUAAGAAAUGAAAUCCCUUUUCAUACAUAGUCCCUCCAUUUUAGGGGGCCAAAGUCCAUUGGCUUCUCAGCUAUUUCUUACUAGUCUCUCACUAAUUUCAAUUGCUUCCUUUGUGAUUGUAUAAGAAAACUUUCAAUAUCUAGUUUUGAUUCAAGACUUUUGAUUGAGAACAGAGGAUUUGUAGCACUGUCCAAAUACUUACUGACUGCACUGUAUGAGCAAGCCUGGCUUUUAUUGGCUUGACAGCCUGGAUCUUAGUGGCUCAAUAAAAUAUACUAUAUGACCGUGUCAGGAAGCCGCUGGUAUGACAGUGAAACUGUAUCCACUGGAACUGCAGUAUGAUGAAAGGGGGAGGCAUGUAUGUUGAAGGACAUAUUAGAAUGCUAUUUCUUCCAAGCUGUAAUCAAAACGUGGUGCAGAAUACUAAUAGGAAUAUUCCCAUGUGUGCUGUCCUAUUGGUACUAUGGGAGCUGAACUAGUAUUCAGAGCGUUGAAUGUAAAACGCUAGGUAGAGCUGUUGAGCUGUGAGCUUCACCCGGUUGUACAAUGGUUUCUGGGCAGUUGGUAUGAAACAUAUACAGACGUUCCAAGUCUUUAAGUAAUUUCAAAGAAAUCCACUAAACAGUUACCAUGGCCACUCAAUCUGUGCCCUUUCCCUGUUACCAUGGUGACCUCAGUCAUGAGCUGUACUAAUGGCAAUUUAUAUAUUUUUUCCAAAACCACAUGCACAAACACAUGCAUACACACAUGCAUAGACACACACAGUGUUUUCUGCCCUUUAGAAUAUAUGAUAUGGUGUCUCUGUGUUCUGUAUCACCUGUAUCUCUGAUUGCUGGAGCAUUAGGUACUUGAAACCUGGGUCUUGCCUGCACUAAAUUUUGUGUGACUGUGCUGUGAUUAACACAACCCCCGAUGUUAUGCUACAGUAGGGUUCUGCAAGGAACAGCAUGCUUAUAUUGUUGAAAUACUGGUACAUUAUGCAUUUAAAAAAAUGUAUAGGGCAAAGCACGCUUGAGUCUGGACAUGUUAGAUGCUUGAAAACCCCCCAAAGAAAGAGAUGGGAGUAAUGCCUUUUUACAUAUUUAAACAGUGCAAAACUAAAACCCCCGGAAAACUACAAUGAGAAAAUACCCUGGAACUGUUAAGUUUUUACAACAAAUACUUCAAACACUAUUAUUGAUAAAUUAUGAGACUGUGGAAAUGAAGAACACCACUUAUAAUAAACUUUUGAUGAAACAAUGGAUGGUUUGAGUGUCACAUCCAGUGCAACUCAAAACAGUCUCCUAACUACUAUGUCCUCAAAAUAUGUACUGUGUACUAAACAUACUGCCAUACUGCAUAAUUAUUUUAGUAUGCGAUGUGCACCUGAAUGCAGACCGUGAGUACAUUGAAUGAGAAAGUUAAGUAGGCAAUAUUUUCUCUAAAUGUAGUGUACUUAAAAACCCUGGAUUAUAUACACAUUUCUGGGAUUUUGCUGAAUGUAUACAGGAGCACACUUUUCAGGAAGGAAAUCAAUACAUUUAGGAGGUCCCACUGAAAGGAAGAGGCGGAGCCAUCUUUUGGUGCAAUCACAGUCCAAUAAAUGAGACAGGACGAGCCGGAGCUUUAAUUAGAAGGGCAGACGUCUUUCCACACUUCUGCCGCAGUAUUUCAAAAUAGUAAUGGAGGAUAUGUCAGACAGUCAGCAGUAUGUUUAGUAGACGGGACAUAUUUUGUGGAGUAGUUAUGAGGCCAUUUUGGGCGUGGCCACUCUCGGCAAAACCCUAGAAAUGUAUAUCAUCUGGGGAUUUUAUGUACAACACAUUUAGAGAAAAUGUGGCCUACUUAUCUAUCUCAUCCAAUGUACUCAAUUUAUAUACUCAAUAGCCUUUUUGGACACAGCUGUAGAUUUGCGUACUGAUAGAACUCCAAAAAUAGAUUUCAUGUGACAGCUGUUUUAUUUUUAAUUUCAGUGAACGUGUGCCUCAACAGUGCACUUCUACAAUGGCAGUAGGGCAGGGGUGUCCAAUCUUAUCCAGAAAGGGCCGGUGUGUGUUCAGGUUGUUGUUUUAGCACAGGACUGACAGCUGAUUCUACUCAUCAAGGUCUUGAUUAAAGACCACGAUUAGUUCAUUAAUAUAGGUGUGUUACUGCUGGGUUAAAACAAAAACCUGCACCCACGCCGGCCCUUUUAGGAUAAGAUUGGACACCUCUGCAGUAGGGUCUAUUGAGCUUUUACUGUUGCUUGCUGUGGCUACUGGUUUUGUCUGCCUCUAGUGGUAGAAUAGCAGUACUACUGCCGCUGCUGAUCUAGGCUUGAUCACUUUACCAUGCAAACAAUAAUGUCUUUGAGAUUGUGUAUAUUUAAUCUUCUUGUCUUCAUAUUCCCUGCUAAACUAAUGAGCUCUUUGUUACAAUUGAAUCACUGAACCAAACACUAGCAAUACAAGUUGAACCACUCACUUAAAAUAACCACUGAUCCACCCCGCCAGUGAUUUUGGCUCCUGGACGAAAAACAGCUAAUCUGAUGGAGUAAUGGUCACAUUCUGUGCUAAAAGUAGGGAGUGAAGUUACUGAAGUCACUUUGUACGCGGCCGCAUUUCAACAGUGUAUUAAUAUGUUGGACUUUGUAAGAAAAUGUCUAGAUAUUUGCGUUGUGGUUUGAUUUGUGGUGUAAAUUAAAAAUAAAAAUGAUUUCCACAAA
Molecule: messenger RNA, 5365 nt
Organism: Conger conger (European conger)
Lineage: Eukaryota; Metazoa; Chordata; Actinopteri; Anguilliformes; Congridae
Product: ras-related protein Rab-39B-like
Exons: 2
Coding region: 52-693 (213 amino acids)
Biological process (GO): Rab protein signal transduction
Cellular component (GO): Golgi membrane
Molecular function (GO): GTP binding; GTPase activity
Source: RefSeq, a predicted model, not a curated record